This is a messenger RNA of Papaver somniferum (opium poppy), 2018 nucleotides long. RefSeq lists its product as uncharacterized. The coding region runs from base 434 to 1720 and encodes 428 amino acids. The record is from RefSeq and is a predicted model, not a curated record. NCBI's taxonomy places the organism in Eukaryota, Viridiplantae, Streptophyta, Magnoliopsida, Ranunculales, Papaveraceae. The transcript has a single exon.
CAUGAUUCUUCCCUACGGCAUGUGGCAUGCAGUUAUCGACCUACUGGAUUUAUUCGAGAAAACCAGUUAAAAAAAACCCUAACAUCUUUUUCUUUUCUUUUUUUUCCUCCAUUAUAUCUUAUGAUUGAACAAGUACCCGAAAAUGAUCGUGCAAAGAUGAUUCUUCACGAGUCGUGCAAAGAUGAUUCUUCACUGAUAGUGGAGAAGCAGUAUUCAUCAAGACUAUGUUCCCCUUCCCUUCGCUGGUGAAACGGCUACAUACAUCUCCAUAAAUUAGGAGAGUUUUGUUGGGUUUUUUUCAUGUUUUAGAUGGAACUUUUUGUCGCAAAUUCUACGGUUUUUUGAAAGUGGGAGAUUCCUCUUCCCCCUGUUAUCAAACCCUGGAACCAACCCAAACAGAGAAGAAUCAAGGAAAUGAACAAUAAGGCAUGCAAUGCAGUUAACAGGAUCAGCAGCUCCAUAUCUAAAUUUCCGUCUUGUUUUAUUAAUCUUCCCUUGUUUUUCAUUCUUACUGUUUUUAUCUCUUUCUUCCUCUAAUAAUAAUAUCUUUUCGACUUUUACCCCUCUCACAAACUUUCUUUCAAACCUCUCAUCACCAUCAUUAACUUAUUCCGAUAGUACUAGUGAAUCGGUGUUGGAUUCAACUCGGUUGAGAAAUGAAGAUAAGAGAAAGAAAGAGUUGUUAUUACGGUCAAGAAUUGCUGUGUGCUUAGUUGGUGGAGCAAGAAAAUUCGAACUCACUGGGCCUUCAAUAGCAGAGAAUAUAUUGAACGUUUACCCUAAUGCAGAUCUUUUCUUAAAUUCUCCAUUAGACAAAGACUCGUUCAAGUUUUCAAUUUUCAAAGACAUUGCUCCCAGUAUCGCUUCGAUUCGCAUUUUUAAACCAACUAAGUUGGACGAGACUGAGUUUCAACGGCGCGUCCUCACUCCAAGCGGUUCUCCUAACGGAAGACAAGGUUUGCUUCAAUACUUCAACCUUGUAGAAGGUUGCCUAACACUGAUCAACGCCUUCCAAAUACAGAAUAACUUUACCUAUGACUGGAUCGUCCGAACCCGAGUGGAUGGCUACUGGAACGCUCCUCUUGCCCCAGAUAACUUCUUACCAAAUGAUCAUUACCUAGUCCCAUCAGGUUCAAGGUAUGGUGGAUGCAACGACAGACUCGGAAUCGGUAAUCUCGACACUUCACAAAUCGCACUAUCCCGGCUCUCUCUGAUACCACAACUAGACGCAGCAGGGUUUCGUCAACUCAACUCGGAGACUGCUUUCAAAGAUCAACUCACUACACAAGGUGUAAAGUUCUUGGAAAAUCGUCUUCCUUUUUGCAUAGUAAGUGCUCGCAGGCUCGGGUUUCCACCGAAUGGUCUCCCUGUUGCAUCGAUGUCGAGUCCAGGUCCACUCAGCGGGGCAUAUUGUAGACCAUGUACACCUAUUUGUGUUGGUCCAUGCGCCGAUGAUAUUAUGGCGAUUCUACCAAGUUGGAGCAGGAUUGACGGGGAAAACGGAACACUUCAGUUCUGUGAUGCUCAUGGUGAGUGGGAAUCCGGUUGGGAGAAUAAUUUCGACCGAUUUGCAGGAGAGAAGCUCGUGCAGCUUAGGAAACGAGUUAUCGAGUCGAAAUUCGAAAAAUGUGUGAAAGAUUUUGAUGAGAUGAAGAAACGGACUGUUAACUGGGAUGCCCCAGCUGCUACACAUAUUUGUGGAAUUGUUUCGAGACGUUAGUAAAGAAAGCAAGUUGUUGUCUCCAAGUAAGAGCUCUGAGAAGUAUUGAGUAUUUGGUUCAUCAAAGUACUCUACGAAAGUAGUAUUUUUAUCUUUAGUUUCUGAGUUAUACAUUACGAAAAUGAUGUUCUUAGGAGCGAAACUAGAAGGCUUCCUUUCGGGUCGCAGGUCCCCAUAAAGUUUUUGAAAUUAUACAUCAAACCAUUUGUAUUCUAAUAUUUUGACUAGUCUUGGGACUCGAAGAGUUUGACUCUUCUUGAUAUUUUCAAACUCUUCUUGAAAUUACCGGGUGAUAAUA